Messenger RNA from Drepanopeziza brunnea f. sp. 'multigermtubi' MB_m1, 1098 nucleotides. RefSeq lists its product as uncharacterized. Gene Ontology annotation, biological process: intracellular protein transport; vesicle-mediated transport; vesicle fusion. The record is from RefSeq and is a predicted model, not a curated record. Gene Ontology annotation, cellular component: endomembrane system; SNARE complex; membrane. NCBI's taxonomy places the organism in Eukaryota, Fungi, Ascomycota, Leotiomycetes, Helotiales, Drepanopezizaceae. Gene Ontology annotation, molecular function: SNAP receptor activity; SNARE binding.
AUGUGGCGCGAUCGCACGAAUCUCUACAUUUCCUACCGCCAAUCCUACGCACACCACCCGGCAAAGAAGACCAAGUACUCCUCGUCCGGCAAUGGCUACAGCUCCUCCAUCCCGUCCGGUUCCUCGGAGCGGCAAGGUCUCAUGUCCGCCGGCGCAUUCGAGGACGACGGCGAUGCUGUAAUAGAAAUGGACCUUCUGCCCCCGAGGUGGGCAGAUAUAUCAGAUGAGGUAACCGAGUAUCUGACGGACAUUGCGGCGAAGAGUGUCAAACUGGAGAAACUGCACCAGAAGCACGUAUUGCCGGGAUUUGACGACGAGGAAGUGAAGAGGGAUGAGGAGAGCGAGAUUGAGAGGCUAACGCAGGACAUCACGAGGGGCUUUCACAACUGCCAGGCAGCGAUACAGAAGGUGGAGCAGAUGGUCAGAGAAAAUAAGCAGCAAGGUGGCAUUAGCAAGGGAGAAGAGACCAUGGCGAGGAACAUACAAAUCUCGCUCGCAGGACGGGUGCAGGAGGCCAGCGCAGGCUUCAGGAAAAAGCAGAGCGCAUACCUUAAAAAACUCCGUGGCCUCUCCGGCAUGAACCCCUCCAUAGACCGCUCCUCGACCCCUCUCUACACAUCCUACACUGACCCGUCCCUCAUGGAAUCCGACGCCGACAAGUCAUACUCGCAAUCUACUCUUCAGCAAACUUCCCAGAAACAGCUUACCUCCAACGACGCAGCAAUCAUGCAGCGGGAGCGCGAAAUCACUGACAUUGCCCAAGGCAUCAUUGAAUUAGCCGACAUCUUCAAAGAGCUGCAAACAAUGAUUAUCGACCAGGGCACGAUGCUGGAUCGGAUCGAUUAUAAUGUAGAGCGUAUGGCGGUAGAUGUCAAGGCCGCAGAUAAGGAGUUGACUAUAGCGAGUGGGUAUCAGAAGAAGGGAACGAAGAGGCGGGUUAUCUUCUUGUUGAUUCUACUUGUGGUGGGCAUGUUUAUCCUGCUCAUGGUGAAGCCGAAGAGGAGCAGUGGGAACGGGAGUGCGAACGAUAGUGGGAGUUUGGAUGAGAAUCCGGGGCUCGGCCCGGAUACGGCGGCGGAUACUGUGUUGCCGCCUUGA